Marmota flaviventris (yellow-bellied marmot) is the source of this 1789-nucleotide messenger RNA. RefSeq names its product C-C motif chemokine receptor 2 (gene Ccr2). NCBI's taxonomy places the organism in Eukaryota, Metazoa, Chordata, Mammalia, Rodentia, Sciuridae. The record is from RefSeq and is a predicted model, not a curated record. Gene Ontology annotation, molecular function: C-C chemokine binding; C-C chemokine receptor activity. Gene Ontology annotation, cellular component: external side of plasma membrane; membrane; cytoplasm. Gene Ontology annotation, biological process: immune response; inflammatory response; blood vessel remodeling.
UGCAUCUGCUCCUUCCAAAUUACUUUCAGCUCAUCGAUCCUAAUGCCAAAGAAGAAUAUUUUGGGGUGCACAUUCUGGACUUCCACAACCAUAGGAGUCUUAGUUUCUGAUGUUGCUAGACUCUGGACACCUCACCACCCCUUUGGAUCUCUCAACCCUGGUUGCCCUUCUGAAACUUUAUUUCCUACUUCUGCACACCAAGUUUCUACCUCCAGAUCCGUCUGGUGCACUUGCUGAGAAGCCUGAAACACUGGGGCCACCUGGAAGAAGCCAUCCACUGAACAGGGGAAAAUGGAAGACAAGGACACGUUACCCCAGUUCAUCCAUAAUAUAUUAUCCACAUCUCAUUCUUUGUUUAUAAGAAGUAUUAAAGGAAGCAAUGAAGAAUCCACCACCACAUAUGACUAUGACUACAGCAGUCCCUGUUACAAACCCGACGUGAAGCACAUCGGAGCCCUGCUCCUGCCCCCGCUCUACUCUCUGGUGUUCAUCUUUGGUUUCGUGGGCAACCUGCUGGUAGUUCUCAUCCUGAUCAACUGCAAAAAGCUAAAGAGCAUGACUGACAUCUACCUGCUCAAUUUGGCCAUCUCCGACCUGCUUUUCCUUCUCACUCUCCCAUUCUGGGCUCACUAUGCUGCAAAUGAAUGGAUCUUUGGAGAUGUCAUGUGUAAGUCACUCACGGGGAUGUAUCAAAUCGGUUAUUUUGGAGGAAUCUUUUUCAUCAUCCUCCUGACAAUUGAUAGGUACCUGGCCAUUGUCCACGCUGUGUUUGCUUUAAAAGCAAGGACUGUCACCUUCGGGGUGGUGACAAGUGGGAUCACCUGGGUGGCGGCCAUGUUUGCCUCUGUCCCAGGAAUCAUCUUUACUAGAUUCCAAGAAGAAAAUUCUCAUUACUCCUGUGGCCCAUAUUUUCCAUUAAAAUGGAAGAACUUUCAUACAAUAAUGAGGAAUGUCUUGAGCCUGGUGCUGCCCCUGCUUGUCAUGGUCAUCUGCUACUCGGGGAUCCUGAGAACCCUGCUUCGGUGUCGGAAUGAGAGGAAGAGACACAAGGCUGUGAGGCUCAUCUUCACCAUCAUGAUUGUCUACUUUCUUUUCUGGGCUCCCUACAACAUCGUCCUCCUCCUGACCACCUUCCAGGAAUUCUUUGGCCUGAGUAACUGUGAGAGCACCAGUCAGCUGGACCAAGCCAUGCAGGUGACAGAGACUCUCGGGAUGACGCACUGUUGCAUCAACCCUGUCAUCUACGCCUUCGUCGGGGAGAAGUUCAGAAGGUAUCUCUCGGUGUUCUUCCGGAAGCACAUCGCCAAGCAUCUCUGCAAACAGUGUCCAGUUUUCUACAGGGAGACAGCAGAUCGAGUGAGCUCCACAUACACCCCUUCCACUGGGGAGCAGGAUGUCUCAGUUGGCUUGUAAAAUGAGUGACGAUUUGCUUGUUGUACUUUAAGGGAGAUGACAGUCCAUAUGCACUCAAGCCUCUGCUGAAGAAGAAAGAUCUAUAAAAUCAGGCACCCAGGAACCAAAGGGCCGUGCCAGGACAGACUCAUGUCACUCUCUGUAUCUCUAAUGCAUGCUCAGGGAAUAUUCCAGAACAACUGGGGCUGCUGUUCCUGCCUCCUGGUGCCUUCCUCCCCCCCCCCCCACAGUCCUUAUCAUGUCACUCUUGACUGUACAAUUGUCCCUACUCCAAAAGACAGUUUGUGAAGGUCCAGAGGAGCAGACCAAGGGAGCAUGUGAAGGAAACUACACACACAUAUGCCCCUUGACGGUCACAGGAGAGAAACAGCAAAUG